AUGUCGUCCCUUUUCGAGCAGCGCAUGGAAAUUGAGAGGAAGCAAGAGACUCUUAGUGCCGUUGAAAGUUAUUUCGUCAUGACAGACGACGAGAUUGACUCUCUUACUUCAACUAUCAAACCAGUUGACGCUGCAUUUUUCACCAAUCUACAAAAGGCGAAGAAUAUUACUCUUGGUUGUGACAUACUACUUGGAUUUGAAAACCAAACCCUCGGCUUGGAGUUGAUCGACCGGACGUCUGUGCAUGUAAAUAUGGCUUUUCAAAAGCUUUACAAAUGGGUUCAACAAGAAUUCAGGACACUGAAUUUAGAAAAUCCCAAUGUGAAUCCUUGCAUGCGACAAGCGUUAAGAGUCCUGGCAGAAAGGCCUUCUCUGUUCCAGAAUUGCCUGGACUUCUUUGCAGCAUCCAGAGAACGAUUUUUAUCAGAAGCUUUUCACUGCGCCCUUACAGGCAUUACACCACAAGGGACCGAAGAUGCAACUAUCAGGCCUAUUGAUCUAACAGCACAUGAUCCUCUCCGCUAUGUCGGCGAUAUGUUUGCUUGGGUUCACUCUGCCACGGUGGGCGAGAGAGAAGCCCUUGAGACUCUUUUUGCUGUCGACAAGGAUGAUGUAUUCAAAACGUCCACGACAAGUCUAAAUGCAAAACUCUGGGCUCUACCCUCAAUUGAGGCUUCGCAAGGUACCGAUUUCAAGGUUCUUGAAGCUCUCAGUCACCUAAUGGAUCGUAAUUUCUCGCCUGUUGUUCGAAUACUACGCCAACGGGUCGAGCAGGCAGUACAAUCCAACGAGGAUGUCAUUCCUGCCUACAAGAUCUCUACGCUUCUCAAUUUCUACAGAGCUACCUUCGAAAAGCUUCUGGGGUCAGGAUCGGGCUUAGAAGAUUGUACAGGAGGUCUUGAGAAAGAAGCCAAGAGACAGUUCCGAUCCCUCGUCAGAGAUAAUAUUCUCUCCAUCCAAGGAGAAUUCCAACAAGUCCCUUCGGACCUGGAACCACCACGAUUUCUUCAGGAUGCCUUUAAGCAGCUUGGUACCAUUCUGCAGACUUACGAAUCAUCCUUAUCUGCAUCUGCAGAUUCCGGCAGCGAGGCACAGAGUAUAUUGUCACAGGCUUUUGAUCCAUUUAUGUCUGGGUGCGAAGAGAUAGCAAAGCCUAUGACGUAUCCUGAGGGUGGAAUAUUCCUUGUCAAUUGCAAACUUGCGGCGGCGUUUUGUCUUGACAGCUUUGAAAGUACAAUUUCCCGAGCGAGUCAGAUUCGAGACGAUAUUUCAAGGGACGUCCUGAACUUGGUUGAUAACCAACAUAUUACUUUUCGCCAGAAAUCGGGAUUGGAUACCCUGCUGAACCACUUAGAUAACGGCAAACUUGCUGAGAUAGAUCAAGCUUCCGUUAUUCAAGCAAGCCAGGAGCUCGACGACUUUCUUCCUUCCGCAUUGAUGGACGCAAUGGACAGGCUGAAGGGACUACAAGAUUCAGAAAUCGCUCGUGAUAUUGUAGAACAGGCAGCUGAAAAAUUCUGUACUGAUUUCGAGAGAUUGGAAGAGGCCAUUGAAAGCCAGAGUGGUGAUAAGGACGUGGGCUUAAGGUUCUCAAGGACAUCGGCUGACAUCCGCGUGCUCCUCUCCUGA
This is a messenger RNA of Trichoderma aggressivum f. europaeum, 1629 nucleotides long. RefSeq lists its product as uncharacterized. Bases 1 to 1629 code for a protein of 542 amino acids. Gene Ontology annotation, cellular component: COG complex. The record is from RefSeq and is a predicted model, not a curated record. Lineage: Eukaryota; Fungi; Ascomycota; Sordariomycetes; Hypocreales; Hypocreaceae. The transcript has a single exon. Gene Ontology annotation, biological process: intra-Golgi vesicle-mediated transport.